Molecule: messenger RNA, 3519 nt
Organism: Talaromyces atroroseus
Lineage: Eukaryota; Fungi; Ascomycota; Eurotiomycetes; Eurotiales; Trichocomaceae
Exons: 7
Coding region: 1-3519 (1172 amino acids)
Molecular function (GO): metallopeptidase activity
Source: RefSeq, a predicted model, not a curated record
AUGAAAUUGUCCUACAAGGUAAUUUCUGUUCUAUUUGUCACCCAAAUACAAGCAUGGAUCCUCGACAACUCUUGCAAUGGUGAGCUUUCUGAGCAUAUACCCGGAGGCCUACGAUCAUUUUCUAACCAUCAGCCAAAUAUAGAGCACUCGGAAUAUCUUACUGGCAUUAUGCAAACAGCCUUCAGAUGGAAUAACGCCGCUCUGGAUAACCUCGAUGCACUUGCCGCAGGAGGUGAUCCAUCAGACCCGGAAUAUGCGGCACGUUUGGAUCUAUUCCAAUACAUCUUCUCGGCAGGCUUCGAUAAUGGCGAUGCCACUAGACGUCAGAUAAACCCAGACUACUCAAUCUUUCAACAAAUUCAGACCGUAUUCGAGGACAUCACAACUUUCGACAAGACGGGCGACGGUCACCCUUUGCCCCGGCCGGACGGGGAUCUUCCAGUCGACGACUUCAUUAUGUACUGCAACUUCGAUCGCUUAGAGCUUGGCGUGUCCUGCGAUGGUAAUUCAGACCCAGACACAGCCUGUGAUACAGACGUUGAUGAGGAUUUCGACUUGGAUGACGAUUACUUGACAUGCAUGAGUACAGAUAACAGUCAGGAUAGUGACGAAAACAUUAUAUUUGCCUGGGCUACUUACAGACACCCUUUAUCAAUUAGUGCGAUCCAGAUAUGCGAUUAUAUGCUGGUGGAAGAAUACUCAUCUAACUACGAGAUGGACGAUAUUUUUAACAAUAAUGCUGUCCUUGCAAGAGAUCCAAAGGGGGUUAGGGCCCUUCUACCGGAUGGAGGUGCCGAUGAUUCAGACAUAGAACUCGCGGGACUGUUUCCGCCAUGUACACUUGUCCACGAGAUGUCGCACAUCGCCUUCAGAGAACAAACUGAUGACGUUGACGAUGAUGAGUCAUAUGGUUGGGCAAGUGUAAAGAAGUUUUCUCCCUAUGGCCCGGGUGCAGUGAAUAACAUCCAUGCCGAGGGCCAAAUGAAUGCAGACAACUAUGCCUUUUUUGCCCUAGGCUCCGCAUUGAUUCAAGCUGAGGCCCCCCAGCGCGUCAACGCGGAUGGAUCACUGGAGCUCAUAUACCCCGAAGCAGAGCCUGUCACAACGCCAACGCCAACGCCAAACCCAAACCCAAAUGCUGGCAAAUUCGAAAUCCGUGAGCAUCUGGAUUAUAUAAAGAAUAGGUGGAACCAGCGGAGAUCUCAAUUCAUGGCAAGCAACUCAUCCAUGGCAUUCUCUUCCGAGGCGAUGCGACCUUCUGGCCCUGAGUCUAUGGCUCCAAAGUCCUCCUCGAGAACUUUGUCGGAAAACACUCCUAACACAGCGCCAGGGACACACGUAGAGUUGGUCUUGGCAGCCAAAAGAACCUUAUUGAUACCAGUACCACCGCUAGAAACGAGCUUAUCGUCAUCUACAAGUCAGUUGAAGCCUUCUGAGUCAGUGUCAGCAAGCCCGACUGGAAGCCAAAGUCCCUCUACAAGAGCGAUACCAAGCAGCCAUCCUAUCCCAACACCAGCCACGAAGGUAUCAUCUUCCGAGAGAAACACUAUCUACUCAUCUGCAAGUCUAGUCAAGCCUUCACCACCAUCAGAGCCAGCACCAACGACACCAGCCGAAGCUCAAACGUCCUCCUCAAGAGCGGUACCAAAUGGAAAUUCUUCCUCAACAGCAGAUAUAAGCUCGCCCCAUGCUAAGGUAACACCGACCGUUGACCCAGCUACAAGUCAAUUACCAUCUCCAUCCAUCUCCAAGUCGUCACCAACACUAAAGCCAGCAUCGGUAAAGCCAACCGUAACGUCCGCUUUCGGGGUCACUAGCUCUAGUUCCAGAGCUGUUAUUACUGCUACCACCGGUUCAUCGACGGUCACUCCCUCAACUACGGUAAUCCCAGUCACACAAUCGGGCAAGACUUCCAGCGUCAUAUAUACCUCUACUCUCACUAGUUCUGGAAGUAUUGGUCCUACUGCGGCAUGGGUGUGUACGGGUUCCUUGUGCAAUGUAGGUGGAGGAUGCAUCAUCCCAAUCUUUUGCGCGAUCUCCGGUCCUGGAGGAGGACAAGGUGGUGGUGGUGGUAUUGGGCUGAGCUGGGGUCUUUGCUGUGGCUGGGAACCUAGUAUUCCCAAUGGAAAUCUCCCUGGUGGCCCAUCCCCUGGACCUGCACCGCAGGAACAUGGUGGUGAUGACCCAUCAGACUCAGACGAACCAGAAAAAGAGACAGAAACAACGACAAAAACCACGCAUUCUACUACUUCAACAUCCAGCCAUUCUUCAACAAGUUCCGGCCAUUCAAGUUCAACUAGCUCCCAUUCUACUCCAACCUCCAGACAUUCUAGUCAGAGUUCAUGUACGCAUACCACGACAGGAAGUUCAUGUUCUGUCACCGUCACAGUGUUUACACCAACAGGCUCGAGCUUAGCUACUACAUCGACCAUCACGGGAAAAUGCACAACAACACAGGGCUGUGAAGUUACAAACACAGCAUCUACCGUCACAUCUACAGAUGAGAACACAUCAUUGUAUACCCCUACCCCCUACCGCGCGAGUGGACGCAACCGUGCCUAUAUGAGUAGCAUGUUUUCAGCAUUAUCCGUCCUCGAGGCCAAACUGGGCCCGCCAGCGUCCAACUCAGGGGCGCCCCCGAAAACAAGAUUGAAAUCUGGCACAACAGCCACAAAGUCACACAUCAGGACGACGACAUCUGCGGCCCCUAUCACCUCUUGUUCCAAGACCACCGGCAAAGCAAACCCGACGCCAUAUUGUACGUGCAAUGACGGCUGGGUAGCCGGCAUCGGUACGACUAUUGGCAAAGAUAAAUUCACAACUUACACAUGCGAGGUUGGCAAGUCAACGGUCAUUCCCGUCAGUACCGUGAAACCUACCAAUGUUCCUGGCGUAAAUGGCGUACCUGGCUGUGCUGCCAUUGCUGCAGCCCCCGGGACCUCGGCGUACUGUGACUGUGGUGGCAGGGCAGCACCGACUCUCGAGCCUACAUCUUCGGGCAUCAUGAACUGUGCUUACACCACUCUACCGACCAAGUCCUACGAUCCGGCGAUACACACAAAAACAUCCACGACAAAAUCAACCCAUACUACUCACGUACCAUACGCAACAGGUAAAUGCAACGCGCACGUUAUACAGGGCCUUGGAGGACACGACGAUGAUCCCGACGUGUACAUUGGCCUCAACCUCACAGAUGCUCACGGCGCUCUAAUCGGCAACAAAACCGCGUCACUCGACUGGGGCCAGACCCUCGUGACAGACAGUGAACUGCCCUGGACAUUCUUACUGAGGGCAGAGGCCGGAGUUAGUGAUGUGGAUUUGUGCCAAUCGCAACUGUGCGAGCAUGGGAAAGUCGAUUUUUCCUAUGGCUCGCAGGCGUGGAAUUCAAAGUCCCCGCAAUGCUCGGUGGGUGGAUGGGAUAAUGCUAACUUUGGGCAGUGGUUGAAAGGUGUGGUUCAUGGUCAGGAUUAUGUUUCUACGCGGCAGAUGGACUGUAAAUUCGAUUGUCCGGGGACAUGA